Microthlaspi erraticum is the source of this 546-nucleotide messenger RNA. The record is from the annotation of a GenBank genome assembly. Lineage: Eukaryota; Viridiplantae; Streptophyta; Magnoliopsida; Brassicales; Brassicaceae.
AUGCUUACGGAGCCGGGCUCACUGAUUGGUGGAUCAACUUACGGAGCAUGGGCUGGUUCAGAUCAUGGAAAUAUUGUGGCAGGGAUAUCAGCUUGUGGAGUCAUGAUGAACAACAUAGUACCGACAGCUUCAAACCUGAUGAACGAUUUAAAGACCGGUUACCUUACAUUGUCAUCCGCAAGGGCUAUGUUUGUGAUUCAAACACCUACGGGCUGCUUGGUUUCCCUCUGCGUGUUCUGGCUUUCUCGGCCUCCCAAACUGAACCGUUUGCUACUGUGUACCAAAAGUAUGGCUAAAGUAGAGCUGAAGGUGUCUCGUCUCUACCAAGAGACUGUCUGUGUUGUGGUGUGCGACGCGUUUCUCGGUGUAGGCAUACAUACGCGUAAACAUGGUCUUUCUAUCAAACUAUUCCCACAGUCCAGCAGAAACCUCUCCAGAAGAUUAAGAGUCCAUGGUACAAAGGUAAAAGUGAAGGCAAUACAGUCUAAUGAAGUUGAGAAACCUCUGUUCAUGUCAACUACAAGUGAGUCUGUCUUGGCUGGCUAA